AUGUUUGACAUCAAUGGUGCUUGUGCUGAAGGUUUAACACCACUCGUUAUUCUCGACAAAGGCUCGGUCAAUCAUGAUGUAUACAUUAAAAAAGUGCUUCCGAUAGCCCAAAAAUAUGCAAAUAAGGUGCUAGGCGAUGAUUGGACUUUUCAGCAAGACAAUGCGCCGCCUCAUCGAGAUGACAUUAUACAAAAAUGGUGUCGUGAAAAUAUGCCACAAUUUAUUUCGUGUAAACGUUGGCCAGCAAAUAGUCCUGACUUAAACCUAAUGGAUUACUGUAUUUGGGAUGAGUUGAAUCAGGCUAUAAAUUGGAGUCAAGUACAAUCAAAAUCGACGUUAAUUAAGGAGCAAGUAUCGUUUUUGCAAAACGAUGGAAACUUUUUGCGUUGA
Molecule: messenger RNA, 390 nt
Organism: Didymodactylos carnosus
Lineage: Eukaryota; Metazoa; Rotifera; Eurotatoria; Philodinida; Philodinidae
Source: the annotation of a GenBank genome assembly